This is a messenger RNA of Rhinopithecus roxellana (golden snub-nosed monkey), 1554 nucleotides long. It is a transcript of the gene ELN, whose product is annotated as elastin. Lineage: Eukaryota; Metazoa; Chordata; Mammalia; Primates; Cercopithecidae. Gene Ontology annotation, molecular function: extracellular matrix structural constituent. Bases 400 to 1554 code for a protein of 384 amino acids. The transcript is spliced from 19 exons. The record is from RefSeq and is a predicted model, not a curated record.
CCUCCCUCCUGCUUCCUCUCCCGAGGGCUGUCCUGGCAGAGGCCCCCCUCGCUCUUUCUGGCGGGAACAGGGCCAGCAGCGAAAGAACAGUCGCAGAGGGAAAGCGGGAAAGAGAUGGGGGAAAGUGUGUGUGUGUGAGUGUGCGCUUGUGUGCAUGUGUGUGCGUGUGUGUGUCAAGGAAAAAAGCUCGCAGUCCAGCAGCCCGGGCCUGGGAGGCUUGUGAGCCGGGCCUUUCGUAAUUGUCCCCUCCCCGCGGCCCCCUCCCCCAGGCCUCCCCCCUCUCCCGCCCUCCCGCCCGCCCUCUCUCCCUCCCUCCUUCCCUCGCAGCCGACGAGGCAGCAAUUAGGCUUGGGGGAUAAAACGAGGUGCGGAGAGCGGGCUGGGGCAUUUCUCCCCGAGAUGGCGGGUCUGACGGCGGCGGCCCAGCGGCCCGGAGUCCUCCUGCUCCUGCUGUCCAUCCUCCACCCCUCUCGGCCUGGAGGAGUCCCUGGGGCCAUUCCUGGUGGAGUUCCUGGAGGAGUCUAUUACCCAGGGGCUGGUCUCGGAGGCCUUGGAGUAGGAGCGCUGGGGCCUGGAGGCAAACCUCUCAAGCCAGGUCCCGGAGGGCUUGCGGGCACUGGCCUUGGGGCAGGGCUCGGCGCCUUCCCUGCAGGUGCCUUUCCGGGGGCUCUGGUGCCUGGAGGAGUGGCUGAUGCUGCUGCAGCUUACAAAGCUGCCAAGGCUGGCGCCGGGCUUGGUGGUGUCCCAGGAGUUGGUGGCAUUGGUGGCGUUGGCGGUGUUGGUGGCUUAGGAGUGUCUACAGGUGCGGUGGUUCCUCAGCCUGGAGCCGGAGUGAAGCCUGGGAAAGUGCCGGGUGUGGGGCUGCCAGGUGUAUACCCAGGUGGAGUGCUCCCAGGUACAGGAGCUCGGUUCCCCGGUGUGGGGGUGCUCCCUGGAGUUCCCACUGGAACAGGAGUUAAGCCCAAGGCUCCAGGUGUAGGUGGAGCUUUGGCUGGAAUCCCAGGAGUUGGACCCUUUGGGGUACAGCAACCUGGAGUCCCACUGGGGUACCCCAUCAAGGCCCCCAAGCUGCCCGGUGGCUAUGGACUGCCCUACAGCACGGGGAAACUACCUUUCGGCUAUGGGCCCGGAGGAGUGGCUGGUGCAGCGGGCAAGGCUGGUUACCCAACCGGGACAGGGGUUGGCCCCCAGGCAGCAGCAGCAGCGGCAGCUAAAGCGGCAGCAAAGUUGGGUGCUGGAGUCCUCCCUGGUGUUGGAGGGGGCGGUGUUCCUGCUGCGCCUGGGGCAAUUCCUGGAAUCGGAGGCAUCGCAGGUGCUGGGACUCCAGCUGCAGCUGCAGCUGCAGCAGCAGCCGCUAAGGCAGCCAAGUACGGAGCUGCUGCAGGCUUAGUGCCUGGUGGCUGGUUUGCGUCCGUGGGGGCCUCCCGCGGGGAAACGGAGGCCCCUUCUCUAGGCUCCCACAUCCUUCUGGGCUGCCCCAGCAGAGCGCGCGGCUCUGCGAGGCAGAUGGGCCUCGCAGCUCCCAGUCGAGAGCUGUCGCUCGGAGAAAGAUGA